AUAAUAAAGUAGGUUCUAGUGCUAACGCGUAGAAUCGCAGUGAAAUAAAGUUAACAAAGCAACAGAGUUUGACAAAUGCUUCCGUUCGAUGUAUCGCGCGGUCAAGUUCAGUCGCGUUCUCUAACUGAAACUGAUUUCAUCUCGUGUUUCACAAGCGUGUAAAAUUGUAAACGUACAAAAAGUCACAAGUACUAUUUUUACAGAGAUAUUUGUUAUCGAAAUAUUUGUUCGUACUGCGAAAAAAAAAAAAAAUGCCGUCCAAAUGGAAUGAGAGACUAGUGAUCAGCUUUUUGAAAGCGUACAAGCAAUAUCCAUGCCUCUGGAAUCCUUAUCACAGGCAUUAUUAUAACUGUUACGAGAAGAACAAGGCAUUGCAAAGAAUUAUUGACGAUCUUGAUAUAAGUUGGAACAAAUACGAACGAUUCAAAGUCUACAGUCUUACAAACAAUAUAAAUCGCCAUUUUCCUGGUAUAACAUUGUGGCAGAUAUGUUGGCGAAGGUAAUCGACGAUGAAGAAAGGGAAAACGAUCAUCGGCUCCGUGAACCGAUUUCCGUUCGUAGAUCCUUGAGCAGUGACUGUAUCAAGGAUUCACAGGGAGGGAAAAGAGGGAGAUCAGACGCAAAAUUUCUGAAAGCUCAUCCGUGCAACAACGUUACCUCUGAUCAGGUGACUUCGAGGAGGAGCAAAUCGGUGGACAAGCCAUCUCAUUGCGAUGAGAAACAUAAUUCAUCGAAGAGAACGAUAAUAAAAGAGAAGAGUGAGAGAAGAGUAAGACACGUUCCUUGUCCAUCCUAUAGACCAAAGAAGGAUUGUGAAGAAGAUGAACUUUUGAGUUGUAGACCCACCAGAGAUGUCGAACCUGAGGAGAUAGAAGAAUAUUAUCCGGCUGUUCCAAGCAACUCGGUGGAUUCUAUACUUGAUACUGAUCUCCCUUUAACAAGAGAAAAUGGUAAAAAUUAUAGUAGAUUUUUGAAGUGUCCAGCGUGUGGCUGGGAAGAUGUAAAACACAAGGAUACUGAUGAAAAAAACGAAAGGAGAAGUUAUGUUCCUUGUUCUGAAUACAAUAAAGAUCUUCCUGGCGAAUAUAGCGCAUGUGUCGGAUGUGACAAAAUUGCACAUGAUGAUCUACAUUAUCAAUCAGUAGUGAAUACUGAUUUAUCUGAAUACUUGAAGAAGUACGAUUCUAGGAAUUUCAAACUUUUAGAGUGGUUAUCGAAACAUCCAUCAGCCGUAUCUUUAAUAAAACCUCCUGCUGAUUCACCAAUUUUGUCGCCCGUGGAAUCUGUUAAAACUACAGAGAAACAUGCAGAUGCAGAGGUACAACAUAGUGAAGAUCUAAAAGAGCCUUCAAAAGUUGAUGUUCUAAUAUCACCAUCGAUUCAAACGCAAGUUGUACAAAUCGACCCUGCGGCAACGCAUAAAUUACAAUUUAGUACCAUAAAAGCUCAACUCGAGUUAAUUUUAUCGGGAUCGAUCGAACGUUCAAGACUAAAUGAAUUCGCAGAAAGUGUUACUCGAGUUACAAAAUCAGUACAGAGCGCAGAAUCACCCGCAAAACAAACGCGAUUUUCUUUCGAGAGUGAAAAACAUGAAAUAGGCGUCAACACAGUGGAUGCUUUUGACAAAGCAUUGGACAAUACAGUUUGCGUGUCGGGUGAAAUGAAGAAAUGCGUUUCGAUUCAAACUUUAGACGAGAAAGAAGAGGAACGAAACAAAUAUUACAAGGAUGACACGAUGAAAGAAGUAGCAAUAAAUGUGGUAGAUCAAACUUCAAAAGGAAUGCAGAGUGCCAUUUGUGUAUCACGUGGAAAUUCAGCCUGUCGUAUGGCUUCAGAAAAGAAGUUAGAACUUGGCACUACCACGUCCGUGCAUCAAGUACGUAGCGUUUCAUGCAUGACGUCGGAGAAUGCUAAAGAAUUCAAAUCGAAUUUCGUACAGUGCGUCUCUAAAGAAAAACUUAAAGCUUUGACUCGAUCUGAAUCUCACGACUCUGUGAAACAUUGCAUUCGAGAUGUAAAAUCGAAACAUCUUGUCGAGAAAAGAACUCAAGAAUUUGAGGAUCCAUGCACAACGGAUACAUGUCCUUGGAAUAUACUACAUCUCAGUAAAAAUCCUAUUGUAGCUCCAGUUUUACAACAACUACUGCAAAAUAUAUUAUCUAUGCACGAGCAGAGAACGCAAGAGUAUAAAUGUCGCCUAAAAGAAAAUUGUUUGAUCGACGGGAGCAAAAUGGUGAUAGCAAUUAAAGAAUAUAUAAAGAUGCUAGAAUCAAGUAUUAUCAGGGACGAUUUGUCAGAAUUUUCUGGUAAAUUUGAUAAGAAAUCAUCUUUAGAAGAAGUUCGAAGGGAACCAAGUUUGAGAGAAACUGGCACGUGUAUCACCCGCGAUGAUAAAUCUACCGUGACUGAAGAGAAUAUCUUUGUGGUAUUGCCAUCCGUAUUCACGAAAAGCGAUGAAGGACGGAAAGCCGUAGAAGACAAUAUGUUAAUAUUAGAAAAAACCAAGAGGAAACAUUCGAUGUUGGAUAAGAAAGUUUGUACUCAUUUGAAUUGUAAAGAUGUUGGUAUUAGUAGAUCGUUAGUACAGCUGUCUAGUCGCGACAUGGAAGUUCAGAGUGAUACUCGAUCGUUCAAGGAUUCCGUAUGUGUCGCAAAGUACGAAGAUACGACAAAAAAAGUAAGCGUCGGCACUCAGAAACGAGAUCCCAUACUGGUUCGAGUGAUCAAAUGCAAUGAGAGUCAGCCGAUAGUAAGGUCGGAUAAAGGAACAUUAACUCUGAGAACGGACAUGAAUUUUGCCAAAAGAUAUACAAGUAAACGUGUAGAGACAUGUGGCCGAUCAACUUGCAUUCCGUCUACUGUUUGUCGAAUGUCGAACGAAGCUAAUUUAAAAUCUGCUUUUCGUAAGGAGCGCGACAAUGAAAUAAUCGAAGACUACGACAUAUGCGAUAUAAAUUGUAAAGGGAAAAUGUCGUACGAUUGGACUGACGUGACAAACGUCGAUAUACUUUCAAAUAUGACAAACUCAAGAAUUCCAGUGUGCAUGAAGUCGCCACGAAAAUACACAUACGCGAGAAGCAAAUGAUUAAUUAAUGUUACACAUACGUACGUGUUAAGAUUACAAUUGAGAAUGACGUUUAAAAUUUUUAUUUGUCGAACCUUGUGAU
Messenger RNA from Frieseomelitta varia, 3167 nucleotides. RefSeq lists its product as uncharacterized. Bases 488 to 3085 code for a protein of 865 amino acids. The record is from RefSeq and is a predicted model, not a curated record. NCBI's taxonomy places the organism in Eukaryota, Metazoa, Arthropoda, Insecta, Hymenoptera, Apidae. The transcript has 6 exons.